Molecule: messenger RNA, 2459 nt
Organism: Linum tenue
Lineage: Eukaryota; Viridiplantae; Streptophyta; Magnoliopsida; Malpighiales; Linaceae
Source: the annotation of a GenBank genome assembly
CUAUGGACAACACCGUUGGUAGUUCUAGGUAUCGCCCUAAAUUUUUCUUAAAAGAGUCCUUUUUCCACUAGCUUUUCUUCGAGACUGCCCCGACAGUUUCUCGCCCAGGGAGACGAAACGACGCCGAAAUUUUCCAAAAGUCUUCUACUACCAAUCCACCAGCAACCAAACCGCCCUACCGCGACUCCGAUCAUUAAAUACACAAGACAAAGAAACAACCAAAAAACCAAAUCACUCCUUUUCCUUCUUCCACAACCAAAAAAAAAAAAAAAAUGGCGAAAGCAAAGAUGAGCGGGGACGUGAUCGGAAUCGACCUGGGGACCACCUUCUCCUGCGUCGCCGUCGCCCGCGACGACAAGAUCGAGAUCAUCGCCAACGACCAAGGCAACCGAAUCACCCCUUCCUUCGUCGCCUUCUCCGCCGCGAAUUCCGAGCGGCUCAUCGGCGAGGGCGCGAGGAACCAGGCGGCGCUCAACCCGCGCCGCACAAUCUUCGACGCCAAGCGCCUCAUCGGGAAGAAGUUCGACGACCCGGAGGUCCAGCACGACUUGAAGUACCUGCCGUACCCGGUGGUCAACCGGGACGGGAAGCCGUACGUCGAGAUAGAAGUCAAAGCCGCCGCCGGCGGCGGCGGCGGCGGGGAGGUGAGGGCGUUCAGCCCGGAGGAGAUCAGCGCAAUGAUACUGGGGAAGAUGAAGGAGACCGCGGAGGCUUAUUUAGGGAAGCCGGUGAGCGGCGCCGUGGUUACGGUGCCGGCGUACUUCAACGACGCGCAGAGGAAGGCGACCAAGGACGCCGGCACGAUCGCCGGGCUCAACGUCCUCCGCAUCAUCAACGAGCCCACCGCCGGGGCUCUCGCCUACGGUUUGAGCCACAGAAUGGGUAACAAGAAGCGGAAAAUCCUGGUGUACGACCUGGGCGGCGGGACGUUCGACGUGAGCGUGCUGGAGAUCGAGGACGGCGUGUUCGAGGUGCUGGCGACCGGCGGGGACACUCACCUGGGCGGGGGAGAUUUCGACCAGAGAAUCAUGGAGUAUUUCAUCAAGCUGAUCAAGAGGAAACACGGGAAAGACGUGAGCGGGGACGGCAAGGCGCUGGGGAAGCUGAGGAAGGAGUGCGAGAGGGCGAAGAGGGCGCUGAGCAAUCAGAGUCAGGUGAUGCUGGAGAUCGACUCCUUCGUCCAGGGCGCGGAUUUCUCGGAGCCGCUGACCAAGGCGCGGUUCGAGGAGCUGAAUCUGGACCUCUUCAGGAAGACCCUGUCCGUCGUGAAGGCGACCCUGGAGGACGCGAAGCUGGAGAAGAGCGAGAUCGAGGAGAUCGUGCUGGUGGGAGGGAGCACGAGGAUCCCGAGGCUCAGGGAGAUGCUCAAGGAGAUGUUCGACGGGAAGGAGCCGAGCAAAGGGGUGAACCCCGACGAGGCCGUGGCUUAUGGUGCUGCCGUGCUGGGAGCCAACAUUAGCGGCCAAGCUGAUUCUCGAUAUGGUGUUACAUUGUUUGAUGUGACUCCGUUGAGUUUGGGAGUUGAGGUGACUGGAGGCUUGAUGUCUGUGGUUGUUCCAAGGAAUACUCCCAUUCCAGCAAAGAUGUCAGGGGAAUAUUACACUAUAGAGGACCAGCAAACCGCUGUUACUAUAAAGGUGUAUCAAGGUGAAAGACCUCUGACUAAGGAUUGUAUUGAGCUUGGAAGAUUUGUUCUGUCUGGCAUUACCCCAGCUCCAAGGGGAGUUGCAAAGCUAGAGGAGACAUUCGAGAUCGACGAGGACGGAAUCCUGAGGAUCACAGCGAGGGAGAAGGUCUCGUCGUCGCGAUCCGAAUCCCUCACCAUCACCAACUACAAAGGGGACCUGACGCAGCGGGAGAUCGAGAGAAUGAUCAAGGAAGCGGCGAAGAUGGCGGAGGAAGACAGGGCAGCCAAGGCUCGCGUCGACGCCAGGAACCAGCUCGAGCGUUACAUCUACGACGUCAAGAACGCCAUAAGCAGAACGGGCAGCUCUAGCGGCAGCAGUGAUGGAGACGACGGCAAGCAGCCGCAGCAUGUGUUGUUGCGCGACAAGAUGGGUUGGUACGAGAAGAGAACGGUGGAGAGUGCCGUCGGGGAUGCUUCGCGUUGGUUGGAGGAGAACCCUAAUGCUACGAAAGAAGAGUAUGAGAAGAAGAUGAAGAAGUUGAGGGAUGUUUGGAACCCUAUUCUCAACAAACUUAACGGUAAUAAUGCAUAGGCUGCUAGCUUGGUAGCGGUGUCUGUAAUUAAUUAAGUUGGCAAGAUCGUGUAAUUAUGUUCUACGUACAGUUGCUUUCUUCUUUUCUUUUUGGCUCCAAGGUAAUGUUUGGAUUUGGUUUUGAGAUAAAAAAAAAAAUAUAGCGGUGGAUGUAUUUAUGUUUGUUGAUGAUCCUUCCGUCCAGUUAAUUAAAAAGCAUGGUUUAAGAAAUUCUAUGGUAUCAAUUGGUUCGAUCGAAAA